AUGUCAACUUAUACUAAAGGUGGAGCUUGGACCAAUAUAGAAGAUGAAAUUCUUAAAGCAGCUGUUCAAAAAUAUGGUUCCAAUCAAUGGGCUAGAGUAUCAUCUUUAUUACCUAAAAAAACAGCUCAACAAGCUAAAUCAAGAUGGGUAGAAUGGUUAAAUCCUUUAAUUAAUAAAUCUGAUUGGACACCCGAACAAGAUAAAAGAUUAAUUGAAGUUCAUAAAGUCUUACCAAAUCAAUGGAGAUCAAUAUCUACAAUUAUAGGAAGAACUGCAACUCAAUGUGUAGAAAGAUAUCAACAUUUAAUUGAUAAGACAUAUGGAAUUGAAAAUAAUGAAUUUAAAUUAUCUGGACCUGGAAUUGAAACAUUACCAGCAACUGGUCAACCAAGUAUACAAAUUUUUGAUGAGGAGUCGAAUGAUCCAAAUUUUGCAUCUGAAACAAAACCACCUGAAUCUGAUAAUGAAGAUAUGGAAGAUGAAGAUAGAGAAAUGAUAGCUGAAGCAAAAGCAAGAUUAGCUAAUACUCAAGGUAAAAAAGCAAAAAGAAAAGCAAGAGAAAGAAUGUUGGAAGAAAGUAAAAGAUUAGCUUUAUUACAGAAGAGAAGAGAUUUAAAAGCAGCUGGUAUAAAUAGUUCAAUUUCUAUAAAAAAUAAAAGGAAAAAAAAUGAAUUUGAUUAUGUUGCUGAUAUACCUCAUGAAAUAAUACCACAAGAAGGUCCAUAUAAUAUUAAUGAAGAAAUUAAAGAAAAUGAAAAAGAAUUAAAUCAAUUUCAAUUUAAAGUUUCCAAACUGGGGAUAAGUAAUAAAGAAGUUGAUGAUAAAAUAAGGAAAAAUAGAGAGAAACUGAAAAGAGAAAGGGAAAGGAAAAGAAAGAAAGAUGAACUGGAAGAAGUUGAACAUGACAAAGAUAGAAGAAUAGAAUUCAAAAAGAGGAAGACAGAUAAUGAUACAACCACAACACCACUAGAUCAAGAUAAAUUGGAGAAGUCACCUAUUCAAAGAAAACCAAACAAAUCGUUGAUACCCCUAAUAAAAUCAAUUUUUGAGAAAUUACCAGAACCAAUUCAUCAUCAAGGAAAACCAACUCCAAUAUUUGAAGAAAGUCAAGAUGAUUUACAAUUAGGAAAUCAACCUUUAGUAGAUACCAAAGAUGAAAAUCUUGAACUUUUAAAAUCAAUUGAUAGAGAAAAAUCCCAACGACGGAAAUCUCAAGUUGUUCAAAAAAAUUUACCACUUAUAGACCCAUCAACUAUAAAACGAAAUGAAAAUUCUACGCUGGAAGUAGAUCAAUUAAUAGAUAAGGAAUUUUUAAAUUUAAUUACAACUGAUUUUAAACUGCAAAUGAAUCCAUUUAUUAAUAUAUCUGUAUUUUCAGAUAUUGAUGAAAAUCUUUAUCAAGAAGUUAGGAAUGAAAUUGAAACAAAAUUAAACAAUACAACAACACAUGAUGAGCAUAAACAAAUAUCAAAAUUUGAAUUACCAAAAAAUUUUGAAAUUGCAGAUAUGAUAAUUUCAAAAUUACAUAAUUUACAUAAUUCUUCAAAAAUUUUAACAAAUUCAUUAAAUUCAUCAAGUCAAUCAUAUAAUGAUGAAUUAAAUUUUCAAAUUAAUCAAAUUAAUGAUACAUAUAAGAAAAUACUUGAAUCUGAUAUUGAAUAUAAAUCAUUAGUAUCUAAAUUUGAUGAAGAUGAAAAAAUUAAUUCAAAAGAAAUUGAAAAUUUGAAAGUUGAAGUUGAUAGGGUUAAUAAGGUUGUUGAUACUAUACGACAAAAUUUGAAGGAUUUGUUACCACAAACUCAAAGUAAAUAG
Messenger RNA from Lodderomyces pseudojiufengensis, 1812 nucleotides. RefSeq names its product Cef1p (gene CEF1). The coding region runs from base 1 to 1812 and encodes 603 amino acids. Lineage: Eukaryota; Fungi; Ascomycota; Pichiomycetes; Serinales; Debaryomycetaceae. Gene Ontology annotation, cellular component: Prp19 complex; spliceosomal complex. Gene Ontology annotation, biological process: mRNA splicing, via spliceosome. The record is from RefSeq and is a predicted model, not a curated record. The transcript has a single exon.